GAAAUAUGAGUAUCAGGAAGUAAAACGCUUUUCAGAUUUUUUUGACUCGCCAAAAUUUAGUACAGUGACUUAAAAAAGUUAUAGGAUCAAAACGCGCAGAUUGCGUUAAGUGAACAGAAUUAUCGCGCGAAAGCGAAAGUGAGCGAGAUCUGCCUGCGAAGUCUCUAAGGUGGGGAGAAGAUGAACCGCGUCCCCCUGCAGCAGCCCCAGACCUAUGGCAAAACAAGGACACGGAGGAGCAGAUUGCUAUCAAACAGUGUCGGCAGGAGCUCUGCGAGAAGAACAAAGAACGAUGGUGUUUGGAGAUCCAGAUCAUGAAGAGGCUGGAUCAUAUCAACGUGGUUGCAGCUCGAGAAGUUCCGGAGGGGAUGCAGAAAAUGAUAGCCAUCAAUGAUCUGCCACUCCUGGCCAUGGAAUACUGCCAGGGUGGAGACCUGAGAAAGUAUCUGAACCUCAUGGAGAACUGCUGUGGAAUGAGGGAAGGCUCCGUUCUGAUUCUGUUACGUGAUAUUUCUUCUGCUCUAACCUACCUGCACAACAAGAGGAUCAUCCACCGAGACCUGAAACCAGAAAACAUUGUGUUGCAGCAGGGAGAAAAGAGAUUGAUUCACAAGAUUAUAGAUCUUGGCUAUGCCAAAGAGUUGGACCAGACGAGCCUUUGCACGUCAUUUGUGGGAACACUGCAGUAUUUGGCUCCAGAGCUCAUAGAGAGACAGAGGUAUACAGUUGCUGUUGACUAUUGGAGCUUUGGCACUUUGGUGUUUGAGUGUAUCACAGGAUUUCGCCCCUUCUUACCAACCUGGCAACCCGUUCCAUGGCAUAAUAAAGUCAGGCUGAAGCACGAUGAUGACAUCGUUGUCUAUGAAGACCUCUCAGGAGAAAUCCGCUUCUCCGAACAUCUGCCCCUGUCCAACAACCUGAACAGUUUGCUGCUUGAGAAGAUGGAGAAGUGGCUUCAGCUGAUGUUAAAGUGGUCUGCCAAGGAGAGAGGCAAGGAGAGCAGCACCACACCCAACAUCUGUUUCACACAACUGGAGCUCAUCCUGCAGCUCAAGCUGGUUCAUGUCUUGAACAUGAUGUCCGCAAAGAUCCUGACAUACUCCGUGGCGGAGGAUGAGACUGUGGGCAACCUGCAGCUGCGAAUAGAGCAGGACACCAACAUCUCGGCAGCCAAUCAGGAGCUGCUGCUCGAGGCGGGGUUGGCCUUGGAGCCUCACGCACUGGCCACGCAGUGUGCCGUGGAUUACAACGAGGUGGAUGGGCGGCGAACCGACCUGCCUCUGGUCUUCCUGUUUGAUCGCUCCUCCUGCACUUAUGAACCCCAGUUUGCUCCUCGAGCUCUGCCUGAAAACAUCAGAUUUGUCCAAUCUGACCCUAAGCGGCUCCUGCCUUACAGCCCUCUGAGGAGAACGUGUGGGCAGGCGUGGCACACGAUCCGCUCCCUGAAGGAAGACUGGCAAAGACUGCAGCAAGGGCAGAAAGCAGCGAUCAUGAGCCUGCUGAGACAUAACUCCUCGCUGUCCAGACAGAAGAAUGAGAUGGUGUCCAUGCACCAGAGACUCACAGCCAAGCUGGACUUCUUCAACACCAGCCUCCACAUAGACAUGGACAAAUACCAAGAGCAGACUGCCACAGGGAUCGCUUCAGACAAACUUCUGGGUGUGUGGAGGGAGAUGGAGCAAACCGCUGUCGGCUGUGGUCAGGCCAAGGUGAGUGAGCUGGAGGAGGAGAUGAUGCAGCUGCAGCCGGACAUCGUGGACGUCCAGAGACAGCCGUGGAGGAGCGGCGAGGCCCUGGACACGCUCGAAGGGAAAGCCAUGGAGCUGUUCCGCAAACUCAGAGAGAAGCCCAGAGACCAGAGGUGUUCCGGAGACAGCCAGGAGCUGGUGCGUCUGGUGGUUCAGGCCGUGCAGUUCUACGAAAAGAAGCUCAGAGAUUUCUACACACACCUCAGUAAGACGGCCGUGUGCCGUCAGCGCGUGAUGGAGCUGCUGCCAAAAGUGGACGGCGUGGUCCAAAAGAUGGCAGAGAGCGAGCAGGUGCUGAUGGGUCUGCAGGAGAGGCGACAGCGGGAGCUGUGGAACCUGCUCAAAGUGGCCUGCAGUAAGGUCCGCAGCCCCGUGAGUGGGAGUCCAGAUGGAUUACGGACCCCUUCGUCUGUGCCCCCACUGCUGACCCCCAGACACAGCUUGCAACAGUUUGAUGAGUCCCUGGUGGAGGAGAGCAGGACGUUCGAGAGUCGCCUCCAGAGUUUGCUGCAGGACACCAUUCAGGAAUCAGAGAGCAGCAUGGAGAUGUUGAGGGACUGGCCGUGGCUACAGGGAGACCAGAACUUUUCCAGCGACCUCUCCUGAGCCGGUUGCACUCGUGGUACUCUACUACCUCUGUGUGGAUGGCUUGUUGAAUUACAUGGGAGUGUGCCACCAAUUGCUCGGCCUGGUCAAUGUGAAUGGAGUUUUUUUUGCCGCUGGCACAUAUUUUCUUGAUGAGAUUUCUCUGACUUUUAAAAAAACCUUUCAUUCCACCAGCACUUGAGGCUGACGCUGUCCCAGUCUUUAAAGGAAGGAUUUAAGUACAUUUAAAGUACUUUUGCAGCAUGUUCCUGCCAGUUUCAGAACAGAAAAUUGUUCAGCAUUUGGUGGAUUUGAAGCACACUUCCCCUGUCCCUGCUCAGUCUUACUUUUUCUCUGAAUGAACAUAACUUUUAAUUUGAUCCGACUAAAUGUUUCAUCUAUCUGAUGAAUUUGUUUUCACUUGCUUAGGAUCAGCUGUGUCAAAUUGAAAGCUUCUUUGAUUACGGUACAUUUUAUAAGUUCAUGGCAAGAGCUGAAGUAAAUACAACAUUUAGGAACACUCUUUUCCAAAAAGAUUUUACAUUUAACCAAAUGUUUUCAUCCCUGAGAAAGAGAUGUCUGCUUUUUGACAGUAGAGAUUCAAUUCCUAAGCCUUUUUACCACAAGUUGGUAAAAAAAAUAAGUUAGGAAUCUUCAUAUUCAUUACUUUAGCCUAAAUGUUUUGGUGAACAGUAGGCAGAACAACGUAAAAAAAAGUUUAACUAAUGUUUCUGUAAUUACGUAUUAACUAAAAUCCGAAAAUGUAUACAAAUGCAAAAUUGUGUUGUAAAUCUAGUCGGAUUAAGUGGAAGCUGGAUGAAAUUGCAGGAAGUGAAAGUGUUCUUACGGUCUAUACGGUUUGAUUGAUCUUGAAAUUGAUAAUUAGUUAAUACUUUACCUCCAUGACAAAAACUGAAAUUCAUCAUUGUACAGAAGUGUCAUAAUUGUGCUUUUAAACUGCCCCUCCAGUGCCCAUCUUCAUCCUGCAGGUAUUUGUGUGUAUAGACUGAACAAAGCUGUUACAUGUUGUCGUGUUUCUGUUCCGUCUCGUGUCACUGUGUACAGACACUUCCCUGUCAAGAUUCUAAUGUCAGAGAAAACAUACCUAUCAUUUGUAAAACAAAAUUGAAUUUUGUAGUUUGUUUAAGAAUUACCUUUUCUAAGAUGACUCACAUUUUUGGAGUGAGAACACUGGCUUUGUUCCCACACUAUGUCAUUCCAAAUAAAAAUACAAACACAAAAGCCAACAAGAUUAUUGUGUUUGACAUUCUUUAUUCUA
Molecule: messenger RNA, 3612 nt
Organism: Menidia menidia (Atlantic silverside)
Lineage: Eukaryota; Metazoa; Chordata; Actinopteri; Atheriniformes; Atherinopsidae
Source: the annotation of a GenBank genome assembly